AUGGUGUGGAGCAUCAGUCUUCGUGAGCAGGUGACAUGCCACAACAGGUUUGCCAUCCUGUCGCAACCAGAUGAGGAUGAAGAUGAGCUCAUUGCUUUGAACGACAUGUUCUUCGACUGGGAUGAGCUGGAGAACAGGUGGAAUGAGAUGAAUGAGCCUUGGGAGCUUCAUGAUUUUUCCUUCAUGGGGAGGUUCUCAUGGUCUGAUGAGUCAGAGAAGACUGGGGUUGCUCAGCAUGUUUACCAGCACGAGCAUGUCAACAGCAUGAGCCGCAGCAGCAAGGGCAUGAGAGAAGUGAAGAAGCAUGCUGUUGUGAGAGACAAGAAAGCAGCAUGCAGUGAGCCCAUGCCUCAGAUCAUGCCAGCUCCCAUUCGAGAUGAGGGCUUGCGGCAGAGGCUGCAUGAGAGCAUUCUGAGCAUGCAGUUGACAAGGCAUUCGCAGUACCAUGCGAUUCGCAGCAUCAUGAGAAAGGCAUUCAAGACGCAUGCGAAAAAGGAGCGACGACUCAAGCGCCAGCAUGAGCAAUUGAAGACCUCUGCAUUCUUCGAUUGGGACGAGUUAGAUGCUGCUGAAGACAAUGAGCUGAGCAAGCGAUCAAACUCAUGGUUCGAUUGGGAUGAGCUGAGUUCUGCUGAAGCCAUCAGCAAGGCCAGCAUGGGGAAAGCAUGUAAAUGUGCCUGUGAUGAACAUGAGAAGGCAGAAAGGGAGUACUGGCGAAGCAUGAUGCGAAUGAGGGGAGGCGGUGAUGAGUCGCAGCAUGAGCAGGAGCAAGAGAAUGAGGAGACAGCCAUAGUCCUGGACGAUGAGGACAAAGCCCUCUGCCAGACUCCUGUGGCACAGAAAGAAGCGGAUGAGAGCAUGAGCCCACCCACGGACCGUGUCAAGCGACAGCUGAGCUUUGGAUCGGCUUCAUCAGCCGAGUCCAAGCAGUCAAGGCUGCAUAAGUUCUUCCGGUCUCCGUCAUCCUUCUCUGACGACAGCAGCAUCCAUGAGACGCCCAGUCCGCCGCCCAAGAGGCCAAGAAAUCGCAUGGAAGACACUCUUCGUGAGAUGUUGAAGAGUGGGCAGCUGUCGCUUGAUGGGAAGAAGCUGACCCUGACAGCCCAUGAGGAUGUCAUGCCCAAGCUGCAGCAGGAGGUGGGCAAGAAGUCUGGGAGGUUCGGAGGUCGGCCCAUGAAGCCGGUCAGCGAGAGGAGAGGGAUCAUGGGUGGCCAGAAGUCCAACCGGAGAAAGGCCAAUGAGAAACCUCGGCAGUUUGAGUUGUCUGUGUCCAUGAAGAACCGCAUCUGCCAGCAAAUCUAUGAGACCCGUGGGCACCAUCCCGCUGAGCAAGACAUGCUCAAGGCCUUUGCAAAGAAGAGCAAGAUGAGGUUGGACAAGCUGCAGGACAUCUGGGCCAACAGGAGCACAUGGGCUCAUGUCGAAAAGAAGGACUAUGGCAACAUGAUCGGUGGGGAGCAUUCCAAGCAGAGGCCAAGGAUGAGAGCAGAAGGUGCUGUUGCCAAGCGACAAUUCCCUGAGGUCGUCCAGAAACUUGGCCAUUGGCUUGACAAAGAACGAGCCCAUGGUCAUCAGGUGCUGCAGCGGCACCUGGCAUGGCAGUAUGAGCUGCUCCUUCAGGAACACAUGGUUGAGCUUACGGAGCUGCUUGAGUCUGAGAAGAGUAAGGACAUGAGCACAGAGGAGCGGCAGCAGCAUGAGGUGAAGCUAAAGCUUGCAGAGAAGCAGAUUGAGGCCAUGCAUGGGAGCGAGAAGCUGAUGAACAAAAGGGCAAAGACAUUGGCCACAUGGCUUGGGGCUGAGACGAGGGUUCCAAACCUCGUGACCCAGAUCAGUUCCGUGGAGCAGCAGGUGAGGGCUGAGCUCUCGUGGCAACACCAUGACUGGUGCAUUCACAAGGUGGCAUCAGCAGAUGAGGACUUCAUGAGACAGUACUUUGCCAGGCCCAAUGAGAUCACCCCAGCCAUUAGAAAGGCAUGUGUUCUGGGCUUCUCCGAUCAGGUGCCACUCUGGCUGAAGUCUGGGUCCAAGAAAGAAAUCAUGGCUUCAUGGGAAGUAGCAGGCCUCAAGAAGAAGAAGCAGCAUCCGCACCUGCAUGAGCCGCAGCAGACCGCAGAUGAGACACACCCGGCAGCUGAGGAGCCUCAUGAGGAGUCGAAAGCUGAGGAGCCUCAUGAGGAGUCGAAAGCUGAGGAGCAUCAUGAGAAGCAGCCACAUGAGCAGGAGGAACCAGGUGAUGAGUGGAAGCUCGCCAUGCCAGAUGAGAAGCAUGAGAUGGCCCAUUUGACCACCCGUCGGCAAGAGAAGGCCGAUAGGUACAGGGUCACAUUUGAGGCCAUGCAGCUCGUGAGUGGCUUCUUCGACCAUGAGAAGACCCCCGAAGGCCACUGCAUGAGAGGCAUUCUGAUAGUUCCCGGCCAGCAUGCACGGUUGGAUAACAUUGACGAGCAUGGGAAAUGGAAAGAGGAUGAGACAUUCUUCUACAUGGGUCAAGAGAGACGCCACAUCAGAGGUGAGAGCUGCGGCCGAGCUCUCAUCAGCUGGCGAAAGCUGCGAGAUGAGAUGCCACAAGCAUUCCGGCAUUUCUCCGUCAUGAGCCAGCCUGCAUCCAACAGCGAUGGGAUUUGCUUGCCAUGGGUCAUAAAGGAUCAGGCUAGGCAGUUCCCAUUGAGUGUGUGGAUGAGGGAUGCGUAUGGGCCUGCAUUCACAUCAGAUACGGUCAAGACCCUCUUCAUGGGGCAUCAGGUUCAGUCGAGCAUCAUGCCGAAGAUGACAUCAGCAUUACAGCUCACUGAUACAGAUUUUUCACAUGCCUUUAAGGCAUCAGUGAGAAGAGCCAUCGAUGAGCAGAGCAUGAGGCAGGCGGCUCGCCGGAAUGAGGAGGAUGGGCACCAUGAGCAGCAGUUCCCGAAGAUGGGCAUCAAGGAGAUGGCAUUGGCCAUCGACGCUGCCAUGGAGCACAUGAUCCAGAUGAAUGAGAAGACGGAAUGGGUCCUGGCUGGGCUCCGCCGCAAUGGGUUCUUGGCCCUGAGACCUGAUGAGCAUGGCAAGAUGAGGAAGUGCGAUCACGAGGCAUGGGCCAAGGACAAGCCAUUGGGCUGCAAGAGGAUCCAUCCGACAUGGGUCGCCAAUCGGUAUCAGCAUGAGAACAAUGGAGACAUUGAGAAACCCAAUUGGGCUCGCAUUGAGGGAGCCACUGAGUUGAGUGACCUGGCCCAUUGGCACUACAACGAUGGGUUCAAGGAUGCCCCAAGCUGGGAGGACAUCCCAUUUGAUGAGCAUUCCGAGCCUGAAUGGCAGGCAUGCGCCAAGUUCCAGAUGCCAUUAGACCUGAGAAGGGCCAUGCUGGCAAGAGAGGCGACCAUGAGCGAUCAAGCCAAGGAAAAGAGGGAGAGGAGAAGAGAGAAGAAUAAGACCAGGCGGCAGAAGAAGCAACAGGAGCAUCAGCUCACGGAUGAGGUCCGGGAGGAGCUGAGAGCAAGCAUGCAGGAAACCUCCAGGCUCCUCGCCCUUCCUACUUGCCCUAAACCCCCAUGA
This is a messenger RNA of Symbiodinium sp. CCMP2592, 3537 nucleotides long. The record is from the annotation of a GenBank genome assembly. NCBI's taxonomy places the organism in Eukaryota, Dinophyceae, Suessiales, Symbiodiniaceae.